Trichomonas vaginalis G3 is the source of this 609-nucleotide messenger RNA. RefSeq lists its product as uncharacterized. The transcript has a single exon. The coding region runs from base 1 to 609 and encodes 202 amino acids. NCBI's taxonomy places the organism in Eukaryota, Parabasalia, Trichomonadida, Trichomonadidae. The record is from RefSeq and is a predicted model, not a curated record.
AUGAGAGACCAUUUUGGUUCAUAUAACUUAACAAAAGAUGGCUUUAUUUAUGUUACAAAUUCAUCCGCAGCUUCAUCAGGCCAAAGUAGUCGUUUACCAGUAGAUUACAUUGCAAGAGACCCUAUACAAUUUUAUGAUGAGAGAUUUGUUACAUAUCCAACUAACAAGCCAGGGGAUGAACAUCAUUUUACCAUUGACUUUCUAACAUCCAAAGUUCAUUUAAUUAAUUACACUCUUCUAUAUAUCUCUCAAAUUAGAUUUAUGGUGCAAUACGAGGUUUUAGGAGAGUUAAUGACGAAUCAAUGGGAACAAAUAGACUAUCGAGCUGUAACACGACAGGAUGUAACGCCAUUUACGGUUGAUGGCAACCAAUAUUUUGCCUAUUCUUUUCCUACAACAGCAACCAAAAAUUAUUCAAGAUUCAGGUUCAGAAAUAUAGGACAAAAUCAAGGAGAUAGUGUAUCUGAUGGCACUGGGCUAUACACUGCAACUACUGCAAAGCUUUUCCUCUACGGCACUCUUUAUCCUGGAGCAAUAAAACGUUCCCCAAUAAAAUUGAAGAGGAAAGAACAAAUGAUGUUUAACUUUGCCAUGUUCUCAAGUUUGUAA